GAGGCUUGUGUGGACACUCUCACGAGUGGGUGAGUCGGUCUUUAUUUGUCAACACAUGUCAAUCUCUUGCACAUUGCUGUCUCAGUCUUCCUCGGUGUACUCGUCCUGCUGUCCAUCCGCUGCUGCUGUCUGUCUCUCAGGCUGGCGGGAUUCCUCAGAGAUACUCUCCACCUCAUCUUCCUCGUUCUUGACCGCUGCUCGCUCUACCUGUGCAGCCCUCUCCUCAGCCUGACACCGACACAGCACACAGAUAAUCAGCAAGGACAUGCCAUUGCUCCAUCCAGUUGUCUGUCUUACCUCUUGGAGCACAGCUUUGACCUGCUCUUUCCGUUCCUCUUGUUCCAUCUGCGACUUGAGCGAAGGCGGGGCAUGCUCGUUGCUAAUGGCGCCAUUCGUCACGUCAACUGGAUCAUCAGAUCCACACACAUGACGAUUGUUCUGUAUCUCUGUGUCAUUUGGUGACUCACCCUUUGCUGCUUUGCGAGGACCGUUUCGCUGCCUGAACGAUGAGAGCAGCGGUGCGUCUUUGUGUGCUUGCUCAAACUCUUGCUGCUCCUCCUCUUCCUCGGCCCUCUGCUGACUGUCGACCCGCGCAGAAUUGACUGAUGCACAGAGACACAAUCACAUCUGUGUGUCUGUCUGUCUGUUUGUGUCUUCACACACCUUGUUCCGUUUGCUUGGUGUCUUGUUCCUGUUGCUCCUCCAGCUCGUUCAUCUGCUGUUGCUUGUCCUGGGCUGCCUGCUGCAUCUCUCGCAGCUCAGCAAUUGCCGGGUCCUCCUUAUCUCUCUGAACCGAGUGAGACGG
Molecule: messenger RNA, 805 nt
Organism: Vitrella brassicaformis
Lineage: Eukaryota; Vitrellaceae
Source: the annotation of a GenBank genome assembly